Molecule: messenger RNA, 710 nt
Organism: Ipomoea triloba (trilobed morning glory)
Lineage: Eukaryota; Viridiplantae; Streptophyta; Magnoliopsida; Solanales; Convolvulaceae
Product: mediator of RNA polymerase II transcription subunit 11-like
Exons: 5
Coding region: 162-512 (116 amino acids)
Biological process (GO): regulation of transcription by RNA polymerase II
Cellular component (GO): mediator complex
Molecular function (GO): transcription coregulator activity
Source: RefSeq, a predicted model, not a curated record
CAGUCACCUUCCCAAAUACAGGCUCAUUUUCACAUUCGCUGAUCCUUCUGGGUUCCUCUUCAUUUUUCGCUAAUUACAUCCGUCAGCCCUAAAGGCUAAAGGAGCAAAGGCGAGUGCAUUAGCUCUCUUCUCCUGAGCUAUCAGUGGCUUUUUAAGCGAGCAUGAUGGACUCACAAAGCCAGAAUACUUCGUUACAGAGGCUUCAGAAUGUUGAAAAGAGGAUAGUUAGGGUUUUGGAGCUGGCUGGAGGAGUAAUGGAUGAAUUGGCAAACCCAAGUGGCCCUAGGAAGGAGCUGAUUAACAAUCAAUGCAGCGAGUUCAUGCAACUAAUUAAGGAUAUCCAGGUGACAUUGCGAGAAGAAAUCAAAAGUGCAUGUGAAUAUCGUCCAUUUGAGAAGUGUGACUAUGUCCCAAGAAUAGCCAGUGAGAUCUGCUGUGAGAAACUGGAAUACGUCAUUUCACAACUGGAUGAUAUGAAGCAGACAAUUGAUAAAUAUCACGGUUCAACUUGAAGCUAUAUCUUCUAAAUCUAGUAGGCUUACCAAGCCGCAGUUCCCACUUCCCAGAUUAUUCAAUAUGCCAUGAGGAAUUGCAAUGCUUGGAAUCUGUAUCAUGAUAUUGACUUGGAUCUUUAUCCAAAUCGGAAACAAAUUACAGAAUCAUAUUACAUUAUUGCUAUGAUUUUGCCUGGUUUUAUUAUUGUUAUCACA